Messenger RNA from Pseudo-nitzschia multistriata, 812 nucleotides. NCBI's taxonomy places the organism in Eukaryota, Bacillariophyta, Bacillariophyceae, Bacillariales, Bacillariaceae. The record is from the annotation of a GenBank genome assembly.
CCAUCUUUUGAAGAUUUUUGGGUCAUUGGGUAUUCCAUGAUACCGGUAUCCAUACAUAGGGAUUAUCGGAGUACCAAAAGUGGCAAGACUAUUGACAAGAGUGAUUUGCUUGGAAACCGAUCUUUCGUGGGCCUCUCGCUCGUGACGACAUUGACAUGGUUUUCGACUUUUUUACUCGCAAGCAUCGGGAUCUGAACAAAGAAUCACCGGAAUUUCGCGAGAAUGAUUUAAGACACGCAUCAAUUUCAAAAUCGUCACCACAAACUCCAAACGGUCUAAUAAUUGAAAUGCGCAAGAAGCCUCUGGAGUCGGGAUCAACAAAAAAGGAAUUUUUUGUCAAGGAGGUCGUCAAUGGGGGGCUUUUUCACAAGAUACACGGAGAUCGCAUCAGGACUGGUGAUCGUCUGGUAAAAAUAAACGACAAGCCAGUUGAAGAAUUUGCUAGUUUGUGGGACAUAAACAAUUAUUUGAAAAAAGAAUUGAAAAUAAAAAUUUAUGUCAAGCGUGAUGGUCUUCAUUUGGAGGAGAAGAAGGUAUGGGGCAAAGCCGAAUACAUCUCGAACAAGAAGUAACAAUCCAAAUUACUUGGUAGAAAGCAGUGACUAUUUAUAUAGAAUAAAUCCUGGGGUAUGUUGAACAAACAUCAAUUCCAUGUCCAGAGCUCGUUUUUUAACAUCUUGAGCUCUUUCCAGUAAAUGACCAGUCUCUGACAAAUGGCGUGCCGUGACGAAAUAAUUACUUAUCAAAUAUCACUGGAACCACUCAAGUUAAAUACAUCAUUUAUUCUCUAUUAAUACAUUAUAUAUUUUGGU